UCGCAUAUAUAUCUCUUUCAAUAUAUCAGGCAGAUUCUGUUUGCAUUUGGAUAGUCAGAGAGAAUGAGGCCUCUUCUUCUUUUGACGGCGUUGAUUGUCAGUAUCAAGGCAAGGGACUUCUCUUUGCUAACUGGUUCUGAAAAGCACAACUCCACAGAUAUAAAAGAUGAUGGACAAGCGACCAAGUGUAAUGAAAUGGAAUUUAUAAAAUAUAUGCUUAACCAAGGCACUGGUGUUGGCUUAGCUGUGGCCAAAAAUGUUCAUACAUUAGUGGGAGACGUUGAUUCUAUAAAGCAAAGUAUCGAAUCGGCUGAGAGUGCGAUGAACAACUUUCAACAGACGAUAGAGACAUUGCAAACUAAAAUCAACACCCUUCAGUUGGAAAACCAGCGUCUUGAAAGCAUUGCAGUAAAUUGCCAGGAUACGAUUAAAAAAUAUGACGAAAAGCUGAAAACUGCAGACAAAAUGAUCCAAGCUUUCUCCGAACGCCUAAACGUCACUGAAACAAAAACGAAUGAGGAUCGUCAGGCCCUGUUAAAUCGAACAAUUAUUUUUGAAGAUAUUCAGAUUGAUGUUAAGAAUCUUUCCAUGAAGCAAGAAGACCUCAGUAACUCAGUUUCUAAACUAGAAGGCUGGGCAAGGAAGAUAGAGUAUAAUCAGCUAAAUAUGACAUCAACGCUGGCUUUGUUAGAAAGUAUCACAAUGGAAACAUCAAAAGAACAGAAUGAUAAACGGCAUGAUAAUGGAAAGAGUAUAGUUGCAUUUACGGCGGGAUAUGACCAAUUUUCACAACAAGAUAUAACGAGAACCGAUAUGGUAUUUCCAAAGGUCAUCACAAACAUUGGAGGAGGUUAUAACCCACGUGAUGGGGUUUUUACAGCACCCAUUGAUGGAAGCUAUGUUUUCUACACAGCCAUUGUGUCUUGGGAUAAUGGAAACAUA
Molecule: messenger RNA, 942 nt
Organism: Saccostrea cuccullata (small rock oyster)
Lineage: Eukaryota; Metazoa; Mollusca; Bivalvia; Ostreida; Ostreidae
Exons: 2
Molecular function (GO): protein binding
Source: RefSeq, a predicted model, not a curated record